AAGUCUCCUUAAUAUAGUUUCUCUCAAAAUCAAAAACUGGAAAAAAAUUUAAAUAAAAAAUGAGUAUUAAAUUUCUUCUUUUUCAGCAGAAUCAUCAAGGCUUCAAGAUUCUUGAUUCUCCUUCACUUCACAAAUCUCUACCUUGUUUUCAUCAACACCCAAUUGUUUCUUUUCCCAAGAAAUGCUUCCACUCCUCAGGGGUACGAUUGGUGGGGUUUCCAUCAGCUAUACAAUCCACAUUGCCAAAUGGUAAUUCAGGACUGUUGGUUACUAGAUGUAUCUCAGAAAGUUUCUCAGAUCCGCUUGGGCCUAAUGACUUUGAAUCACUUGAGAAUUUGAAACAAAAAGAGAACGCCUUUUUGACAAUUUUGAAGGGAGCAAACUCUUUCCUACCCCAUGUGGUUCUUGCUAGCACAAUUUUGGCUCUUAUCUAUCCACCUUCUUUUACUUGGUUUACCAACAGGUACUAUGCCCCUGCAUUAGGAUUUUUAAUGUUUGCUGUUGGAGUCAAUUCGAGUGAAAAGGACUUUCUUGAAGCUUUUAAGAAACCCGCUGCCAUUUUUGCUGGUUAUAUCGGUCAAUUUGCUCUGAAGCCACUACUCGGGUAUCUUUUUGGCACAAUUGCAAUGGCCGUAUUUGGUCUUCCAACUUCCUUAGCUGCUGGGAUUAUGUUGACCUCUUGUGUUAGCGGAGCACAGCUGUCAAAUUAUGCUACUUUUCUAACCGAUCCACAAAUGGCCCCUCUUAGUAUAGUGAUGACAGCGUUAUCUACAGCUACUGCUGUUUUUAUCACCCCGACGUUAACUUUAUUGCUUAUUGGGAAAAAGUUGCCUGUGGAUGUUAAGGGAAUGAUUUCCAACAUUCUCCAGAUUGUUGUUGCACCUGUUGCUGGUGGACUCUUUCUGAAUAGAUUCUUCCCGCAGAUUUGCAAUGCUAUUCGGCCGCUGUUGCCUCCCCUAUCAGUUUUUGUGACUGCUCUCUGUGUAGGAGCUCCACUCGCUAUUAACAUAGAUUCCCUCGUAUCCCCUUCUGGAAUGUCUGUUUUGUUCCUUGUGAUUGCAUUUCAUUUGUCAGCGUUCAUCUUGGGCUAUUUUCUUUCCGGCUUAGCCUUCCACAAAGCACCAGACGUCAAAGCUCUACAAAGAACACUGUCAUAUGAAACAGGCAUGCAGAGCAGUCUUUUGGCCCUUGCUCUUGCCAAUAAGUUUUUCCAAGAUCCCCUUGUUAGUGUCCCUCCAGCUAUAUCAGUUGUGAUCAUGUCAUUAAUGGGCUUCACACUAGUGAUGCUGUGGACUAAGAAAAAAGAAACUGUUAUGGAGUGAUAUAACUAUUAAAAUUA
Molecule: messenger RNA, 1339 nt
Organism: Solanum stenotomum
Lineage: Eukaryota; Viridiplantae; Streptophyta; Magnoliopsida; Solanales; Solanaceae
Product: probable sodium/metabolite cotransporter BASS5, chloroplastic
Exons: 9
Coding region: 60-1322 (420 amino acids)
Cellular component (GO): membrane
Source: RefSeq, a predicted model, not a curated record